GGGGCUGCUGUGACCUCUUCUGCUUCACUUUCAGUUUCCAUUUCUCAAGUGGACUUUGUGGAGGAGUUUCUCGGAAGUUCUGCAGCUGUUUCCGUUCGGCAGUGACACCGUCACAAAUCUUCUGAACUUACAACGCUUAAGACACGUUUAAGAUUGCAACCGGACCAGAGAUGAAUCCAACAGUUGAAAAGAUGCUGGUGUGUGGGGUUUGCUGUGCACAGAUGGUUGGCCCCAAACUGCUGCAGUGUCUGCACACGUUUUGUAAAGAAUGUCUUCAAUUAAAAUGGGCGACUGCAAACACCCAAACCUGCCCUGUCUGCAGCACACCAGCAGGCAUGACUGCCUCUGAGCUGCAGGACAAUGUGCUAGUUGCAAGAUUUCUGAGCAAGGCUAACCUGCGGAAUAGGAUUACGACGGAGGUGGACGUGCAAUGUGAUCUGUGCCAGGCCUGCGGUGAAGGGAAACCAGCUUCUUCCUUGUGCUUUGAGUGUGAGAAGUUUUUGUGUAUGAGGUGCUUCAGCAUCCAUGAGAUAGUGACGAAGAGGCAUAGACAUAUGUUGGAGACCCUGGAAGCGUUGAGUUCACUAAACGCAGAAGACCUUUCCAAGAAAAGAGAAUCCACCCAUUUGUCUUACACAUGAAGAGCAGUGCAUCAGGUUUUACUGUGUAACCUGCUCAGUGAACAUCUGCCACAGUUGUUUGCUGCUCCACCACAAACCCCCACUCCACUGUCUCCACAGUGUUGAACAGGAAGCUGCUCUGAAGAAGAAAAAGAUGAAAGGUAUGAUGGUCACUGCCCAGAAACAAGGCGACAAAUUCAAUGAAAUCUGUAGUGAAUUGAAAUCUCUGAGGGGGAAACUGGAUUGCAGGAAGAACAACAUUGAGGAACUCAUUAAAAGCAGAAGUGCCAAAGCUAUCGAAGAGAUCAAUGAGGAAGGCAACAGACUCCUGAGUGAGCUGGAAGUCCUGCACGAGGCAGAGCAAGGGCACUUGCUGGAGAGUCUGAACAACGUGUCAAAGCUACUGCAAAGAAUGAGCGCAGGACAAGGGCUGGUGGAGAACAUGCUGUGUUAUGGCACGGACCAGGAAGUGAUGGAGAUGCAUGGAGAGGCUAUAUCAGCACUGUCCGUGCUGCGGGAAGCCAAGGAAGCCCAUGUGUCCACAGGAAACUUGGUAAUGGGAUUUCAGGAAUGUCCAUUCGAACCUCAAAAUGUAUUUGGGAUCGUCCUCAAAAAUGAGCAGCCUGAGGGAGUCGGAGAUCUCAAGUUUCCACACGUUGAGAAGAAAGACGGCUGGCGUCCUGAUAAUGCCAGGGACAAAAGGAAAUGGUCAGUAGAAGAUGAGAAAACAUCGAAUGUGAAACGAUUAUGUUGGUUAUCUGAGCACAAUUACAGCACGAGAGGAACAGCAGGUGCAACAUGCCAGACUGGCUGUUACCUUGACCUUCCCUCAGGAACAGAUGCAGUGUUCAGUGAGAUGAACGAUUCAUCCAAUGAUUUUAAUGAUAGCAACUUGGAAGACUCCACACUAUUUUCAGGUCAGUUGUCUUUAGUACAGGUUUGAUAGAAUCAUAGAAUAUCACAGCACAGAAGGAGGCCAUUCG
Messenger RNA from Callorhinchus milii (elephant shark), 1603 nucleotides. Its product is annotated as protein PML. Lineage: Eukaryota; Metazoa; Chordata; Chondrichthyes; Chimaeriformes; Callorhinchidae. The record is from RefSeq and is a predicted model, not a curated record. The transcript is spliced from 5 exons. Bases 775 to 1563 code for a protein of 262 amino acids.